AUGUCUGCCAACAAGAAACGAUCGGGACCUGAUGAAAGUGGCACUCCAUCCUCCUCAAAGCGGUCGAAGAGCUCAUCGAGUACCACCACGUUAUCGUUCCUGCCUCCUAAAGGCGAUCUUAACAGUAUCGUGAGCCAACAACCACCGGCCCAAUUGCUCCCAUCUAAACCUGCGGUACUCGCUUCCUCCGAAGAAAUAGCCCGCAAACGUGCCGAGAUAGCAGCCAAAUUUGCUUCUUUCAAAAACAACAUAUCAGGAUCGGCUGGGCUCAACGUUACCCCUGGCGGGUCGAUGAGUGUUCAGCCCAGUGCCGGGCCCCCAAGCUUGCCCAACAUUGAUCCGAAUCUGGCCAAGAAGGUGGCAGAAGCACGGAAAACAGUUGAACAACUCACCGCUAAGGCCAAGAAUCCAUACCUGUCCGGGCCUUCCGAUCCAGUCGAACCAGUUUCAAUGACCACCACAGGUGUUCAUCCCUUGCUCAUUGGACUCGAUAAGGGUUCAUCCAGCGGUACCGGUUCAAAUGAUAGAUAUAAACCCAUGGUUCCCAAAUUUGCUACUGUCAAGGCCAAUGUUGCUAAACCCACAAGUCAUGCUCCCAAAAAGAAAGACUUGUAUCAGACUUCGCAGCCUGAAGCCGAUCCUGUGGCAAUCGAUAACCGUUCAAAUCCUCAUUUCGAUAAAUCCUUGGCGGGGCCUAUAGGAGAUCCUUCUGGCCUGGUGCGCACCAGAGCAACCCGGAGUUUAAGAUUUAACCCAAAAGGAAAAUAUAUUCGACUUGCAGAACAAGUCCGAGCAGAGGUCCGUCUAGAAGAAUUGAAACGCCGAAUAGCAGAGAGCUCUCGCAAGGCUGGAUUAGAUGGUGAAAUCGAGGCUGUAGAGAAACAAGUCAGAGUGUGUACUCCUACCGUCCGGCCUCAUGUUAUGUCUGUGAAAUUAUCCAACAUGAUGAAAGUAUUAACUUCGGAUGCUGUGGCAGAUCCCACAAAGAUCGAAGCUCGCGUUCGAAGAGAAAUGUUACAGCGUAAGAAGACCCACGAGCAGGCCAAUGAAAAGCGCAAACUAACGGAUGAAGAGAGGAAGCAGAAACUUGAGGAGAAGAGGCAAGCGGAUGAAUCCAGAGGGAUCUUAACUACUGUUUACAAAAUCAAGUAUCUUACCAACCCCGCGCAUCGAUUCAAAGUCCGCAAAAAUGCGGAACAACAUGGCUUAACCGGUGUCCUAAUUUUCAACCCUCGAUUCGCGCUCAUUGUUGCUGAAGGGGGCUCAAAGGCGAUCAGAGCCUACAAGCAUCUUAUGCUUGAGCGGAUCGAUUGGACAGCCGAAGCACGAUCGCGGACGCCAGAUGAAGAGAGGGGUGAAGCACAGCCACCACCAGCUGAUGGAGAGGAGCAACCUGUUGAACCACAAUCACUGGCCGAAAAUACGUGCGAGCUCAUAUGGGAAGGUGACGGGAGAGAAAGGGUGUUCAAAAGUUUCAGACCGAAGAAUUGUCCUUCAGAUGCAAUUGCGAGAGAGUUUUUGGGAUCGAGAUUGGGCUUCUGGGAUUUGGCCAAAAAAUGGGGCGAUGAUACAAUUAGCUGA
Molecule: messenger RNA, 1581 nt
Organism: Puccinia triticina
Lineage: Eukaryota; Fungi; Basidiomycota; Pucciniomycetes; Pucciniales; Pucciniaceae
Exons: 9
Coding region: 1-1581 (526 amino acids)
Biological process (GO): mRNA splicing, via spliceosome
Cellular component (GO): U4/U6 x U5 tri-snRNP complex
Source: RefSeq, a predicted model, not a curated record